Messenger RNA from Cuscuta epithymum, 678 nucleotides. The record is from the annotation of a GenBank genome assembly. Lineage: Eukaryota; Viridiplantae; Streptophyta; Magnoliopsida; Solanales; Convolvulaceae.
CUUGGAUAGUCUUUGAAGUCUAUUUUUAUAAUUGAGUGGUCUCUGUUCGAGAGGAGAGAGUAAUCAUUCACAAAUCGAUCUGGAGCGAGCAGUGGUCUGUAAACUCGAGCUCUGAGAGUGCUGAAGCUGUUUGGUGGAUAUCUCGAGUUAUACCAAUCCAAUUAAGGCGUGUGAGAUACCAAAAGAAAUCUCUCAAGACGAGGAAUCCGUGAAGGUCUGGUUUGAAUCAAUCGGAGUAGUGGAAGGCUUCCAAAUCGUCCGAGCAAAACACAACCUCGCAGAAACGGAUCUACUUUUCUAAAGUUGAGGCUAGAGCUUGCUUCCUGUGCUCGUUGCCCGAGUGAUUUCCCCGGAGAGAAGACUUGAAAUGGACCGUGGUGGCAGGAUUACUAGGAGGAACCCGACCGGCCGUGUACCAGUGGAGACUGGACAGGGCAGUCGAAGGACCUCUAGGGCAUCUAGAGGAGCUGGCCGUGGAGGCCGAUCACAGACCGUGAGUGACGGUCAUGUCGACACAGAAAGUGAAACCUACUGGUCCUAUGAGGACUCGACUUACCAACCGGAAACGGAACCGGUUGAGACCCCUUAUGAAGGGGAUGAUGAUGAUGUAAGUGAUGAGGAGGAAAAUGGCUCCUUUGCACGGAUUGAAGCACUACUUCAACAGUACCACCGUGAGCG